Molecule: messenger RNA, 681 nt
Organism: Malassezia pachydermatis
Lineage: Eukaryota; Fungi; Basidiomycota; Malasseziomycetes; Malasseziales; Malasseziaceae
Exons: 1
Coding region: 1-681 (226 amino acids)
Source: RefSeq, a predicted model, not a curated record
AUGGAGAAAUCCAACGACGAUACGCCAUUGAUCGACCUGACUGUCGAGCAAGUGGAACCAGAAACACUGCAGUUUUUCCCAGGCGAACGAGCACAUCCGUCGCAAGGUAUUCCUAUGGGCCAUAUGGGCGAAUCAGGGUUGGACGAUCUCCUAGAAUGGCAGCGCAAGCAACGAGGGCAGGAUGUGGACCUACCACGACGGCAACGUCCGCAGCCAUCAACACGCCAAUCACAACGCAAAAUCGCUACGGAAAAGGUAGAAGAGAUGUGGCGGCCCAAUAUACGUACGCUUGGUGCUCGCAAAUCAGACCGAUCUUCGUCCUUGAUGCUCUUUGAUGCUGACCAAGAUGAAUCACCUAUGGAAAGUCAUCCAUCCGCUACGCGUCCCCCACUGACGCAGCCACACUCAUCAACCAGUUCUUCCAAGUUUAGCGAUUUUCUUCGAGGGCCACUGCCCAAUCCAGGAGCAGCAGCCAACUGGGUUCGUCCCAUUCACGACAGUCUACCAGAAAAUGCCCCACAUCCACGCACUACGGUUUCAUCGAAUCAUAUUUUCUCAGAUUUGAUCAGCGGACGUGUUCGUAUGGAGGAUGCUGUGAACGCAGCUAUGCAUGAAAUUCGACAUGCCACAUCGACGUGGAACUCCAAGCGACGAGACAACGCUCAGGUACUGCCCAUGUAG